CCAGGAAACAGCUGAAGGUGGGGCGAAUCGGGAGUUUCGCUGUGAAUAUUCAAAGCCAGCAGCCGUCCGUGACUCUCUUAAUGUGCUCGUUUCGGGUAGUUUACGAUUUUUGUAUCCAUCAGCCUCUCCAUGCAAAUAAGCAGCCGGAGCGCGCGUGCUGAUGUUGUGUGACUGUUGCAGCGCGCGCUUCGGUGUGUUACAUGAUUGUAGGUGCUGAAAUCAAACCUGCUGCGUAAAUCUACACCGAGAGACACACUGUAUUGUAUCAUAUGGAGGAAACCAGAGCAGCUUUGCCAGGGAAAGGUAUCCAGUAUCAGUCGUAGCCACGUCCUAAACCCGCGUUUGACGGAUCCAUUGAAGACCACCCUGAGCAAAGGCAGCUUCUGUAGUCUUGUAUGAAUGUGAGAGGAUGCAUAAGACUGUCGAAGGGUCUAGCGUGCACUGACCCGAGACGCCGGUCAACAGCAGGUAUCCUUGAGGACAGAACAGGAGGGAGAUGGAAGCGGUCGAUCAUACACACUAUGGGUGUGGUGGAUUUCUACGUAGAGAAUAAACCCUUGUGCUUGCGUUCAGCCUCUCAGUCCUGUCCCGCUGUGUUCUGCCAAUCAAGCAUGGGGCACAUUGUGGAUUUCCCUUUGCGAAGGAUGUGGCUCUUCGGUGCUCUGCUGGUUCUGUCCCAGUUCACGAGCAGUCUGGGCAUCCUCAUGGAUUCGGUGGGCAGUCACAGCAUGUUCACCUGCGAGUCGAUCGGCCUCCGAAUGUGCCAGGAUCUUCCCUACAACACCACCUUCAUGCCCAACCUCCUCAACCACUACGACCAGCAGACGGCCGCUCUGGCGAUGGAGCCCUUCCACCCCAUGGUGAACCUGCAGUGCUCUCCAGACCUCCGGCCGUUCCUGUGUGCCCUGUAUGCACCCGUGUGUAUGGAGUACGGACGCGUGUCUCUGCCGUGCCGGAGCCUGUGCACACAUGCUAAGAGAGACUGCCAGAAGCUCAUGGACAUGUUUGGAGUCACCUGGCCGGAGGAGACGGAGUGCAGCAGGUUCCCAGACUGUGAUGAGUCUUACCCUCGUGAUGUAGAUCUGCUCGUGAACGAGGACCCCACUAAACAGUCGUCCACGUCUGUUCAGCGUGACUAUGGUUUCUGGUGUCCUCGCGAGCUCAAAGUGGAGCCUGAGCUCGGCUACAUGUUUCUUGGUGUGCGCGACUGCUCCCCUCCCUGUCCCAACAUGUACUUGGGGCGCGAGGAUCUCACCCUCGCCCGCUACUUCAUUGGCGUUGUCUCCAUCGUCUGCCUCUCCGCCACGCUCUUCACCUUCCUCACCUUCCUCCUCGACGUCACGCGCUUCCGCUACCCGGAGCGGCCCAUCAUCUUCUACGCCGUCUGCUACAUGAUGGUGUCGCUGGUGUUUUUCUUGGGCUUUCUGCUGGAGGAUCGUGUAGCGUGUAACGCGGCCAAUCCCAGCCACUACAAAACGUCCACGGUGACUCAAGGCUCGCAUAACAAGGCCUGCACGCUGCUUUUUAUGGUGCUGUACUUCUUUACCAUGGCGGGAAGUGUUUGGUGGGUCGUCCUUACCAUCACCUGGUUCUUAGCUGCUGUUCCCAAAUGGGGCAGCGAAGCCAUCGAGAAGAAGGCUUUGCUGUUCCACGCCAGCGCGUGGGGGAUACCUGGCAUGCUAACCAUAACCCUGCUGGCUCUGAAUAAGAUCGAGGGUGAUAACAUCAGCGGCGUGUGUUUCGUGGGCCUGUAUGACGUUCACACUCUCCGCUGGUUCGUGCUGGCGCCGCUGUGUCUGGACGUCCUGGUGGGAGUGUCGCUGCUGCUGGCCGGGAUCGUAGCGCUCAACAGGGUCCGUAUGGAGAUUCCUCUGGAGAAGGAGAAUCAGGACAAGCUGGUGAAGUUCAUGAUCCGGAUCGGCGUGUUCUCGGUGCUGUAUCUGGUGCCGCUGCUGACCGUGGUGGGCUGUUACCUGUACGAACAGACGUACCGCUCCGCCUGGGAGACCAGAUGGGUGAAGGAGCGCUGCAAAAACUACCACAUACCCUGCCCUUUCCAGAAGGAGGUGACCAGCGGGCCUCCCCUCGUCCUGUUCAUCAUGAAUUACCUGAUGGUGCUGGUGGUGGGGAUCCCGUCGGUGUGUUCGGGUGGCAGUAGAAGAACCUGCUGCGAGUGGGCCAGAUUCUUCCACGGCCGCAUAAUUGACAGAUGUGACGGCGCGGUGAACGAGAGCCGGCAGGUUCUGCAGGAGCCAGACUUUGCUCAGUCUCUGCUGCGAGACCCGAACACUCCCAUCAUCCGGAAGUCCCGCGGGACGUCCACUCAGGGCACGUCCACCCACGCCUCCUCCACACACCUGGCCAUGCUGGACGACGUGCGGAGCAAAGCCAGCAGCGUCCACAGCAAGAUGAGCAGCUAUCACGGCAGCCUGCAUCGCUCCAGAGACGACAGGUUCACCCCCUCCAGCCACAGAGGCAUGGAGGAACGCCCAGCGUACGGGAGCAUGCCGCGACUCAACGAGCAGCUGUCCCAUCACAGCAGCCUUCACCGCCUCGACAGCCAGUCCAGACACGGCAGCACCCGAGACCUGAGCGACGCGCCGGCGGCUAACAUCACGCACGGAUCCAGUAUGAACUGCGUGGUGGAGGACGACGGGACAAGUGCGUAACCCAGAGACUAGCCUCCUCAUACUGAAACCAGUCCCUGUCCUGUAGCUGCUGAUGGACAGACAUGCGUUUUUGGCAGUGGCAGGGGAAUCAGAAACUCGAUGCAUGUGUGUUGACAGAGCCGUCCUCAGGAUUUGUCCCAUUAGUGGCACACCUGAGUAAUAAGAGAUGCUUUCUUUGAUUCGGUGAAGUUCUGCCGGAUUAAGUUUACUGCAUGCAUUAAAGCAGCAUCAGGACGGGCCGCAGCUGUCCGAUGGGAGAUUUUCCCCAUUACAUCCAUCACAAAACCCAGUUUAAAGAGUUAAUGGAUCACCGACGCUUGAAGACUGAUGACUGUCCCAUUAGAGAUCAGAUUUCAAACCCUCUAAAGCUAAAGGAUGGUUCAAAGAGAGGGAGGAUCAGCGGUUCUGUGCCUCUGGCAAGCUGUAUUUCGUUUCUGGUGGUAGUUUGGUUGAGAAGGCAUGAAUAAAGGACGUACCAGAAUCCUCACCAACACCUGAUGUGCUUUUGUUCGGCUGCUAGAUGGCUGCCUACCUCAUCACAUCGGAUCGCUCUGACCUGCAUUUCCGUCCCACACUCGUGUCACAUCACACAAUUAAAAUGGGUUGCAAAUGUUGACUUUCAGAACAUCUUACACGUCGAUGCUUUUCCGCCCAUGUGUACAGGAGUCUUAUGCUUUGUAAACGGUGCUUCUUAUGUUGCUUCAUGAAUAUUUCAGCAGGCCAUUUCUACAUGCGCUCUACUCCGGCCAGAGCUUGUGCACAAAACGCCUAGCAUGCUGAAUUUUCAUCAUGAAUCGUGCUCUGUUUUACGACUGGCUUUAAGAGUGACGUUGAGUGUAUUUGUUUACGUGUUGGAUGAGAUUGGUACUCAGUGCCUAAACAUGUGACUUUGGACCUGGGCUUUGUAAAAACUGUUUUUCUGAUCGCUAUUACUGCUUCUGCUGUACCUUUGCCUUCGGUUUCCCAAGUACACUUGAUUUUCAUGCUCGAUUCUUCUGUCCACUUUACUAGUGAGCAACAAUAUAGCACUUUAACCGUGGCUAUCUGUUGAAUGUGUAGACAUUAAAUCCAGUCAUAGCAUCAUGCAAGAUUUCAAAUAAAGCUUUUGUAAAAAGUGUUUUAUAGUUCCCAAUUUUAUUGAAAUAGUCCUUUCCAUGUGAAAAGUGGUGUUCAAACCAAUACAAAUAACAGUAUUCCACCUUAAACACACUUGUGCAAAAAAAAAAAAAGAAAUAAGAAAAAGGUCUAUAUUGCAGUAUGGGGGUAAUUCAUGUUCACGUCCCAACCAUUCACGCCACACAGGUCAAUAAAAUACAAUAAAAAUACAACAAAACAAUCCAGCCGUACAGUCCUUAAAACAAGUGAUUACACCUAUGACAUGCAAAUCUGUACAGUCUUACAAAAAUUAAAAUCGAGAAGAUAUCAUAUGAUAUGAAGUAGCAAUUCACCAACAAGGCAAUCAAAAUCCACAUGUGAAAUGCAAGUGUGAAUGUGUCUUAGCAACAAUCUCCAGUCGUCAUCUCUCAUUCUACCUACACUGACCAGUUUACACUGAUCUGAGAAAACGAAGGCACCUCCCGCUCUAAUAUUGUCUAUUCAUUACUAAGUAACAGUUGUAAAGAUCAAACGACCGAAAGAUCUGGACGUCUGUCAUUUCUACCAUCUCCAUUCCUCCACGCAAACAUAUAAUCAUUGGUUCUGACAUACCUGAGAACAUUUCAAACAGGUUUCCUGUUCAUGUUAAUACCAUAACCCUGGCAAAUUGUUUCUAACCCGUUACAGCCUUAUUAGAAAAAAAACUGUAUUAUGAAUAUUAAUUUUUGUUUGGAAAUAACCAUGAUCAUGAAAUAGAGCAAAUGCAUAACUAAGGUCCCGAGUGAUAACUGAGCUCUUGAUUUUAAAACAAUGUGCCGAGUUCGCUCCACAGUGAAGCUUUCAAUAGUGCUUGCGUAUAAUGAAACACUUUAAAUGCUGGCAAUACUAGAAUGAAUAAAACCACAAACUUUCAUUAAUUCUGUACUUAGGUGUGCUUCAAUACUGAAAGGUUGUUCAUUUUUUCAGCAUACUUUAAAC
Messenger RNA from Cyprinus carpio (common carp), 4742 nucleotides. Its product is annotated as frizzled-3-like. Gene Ontology annotation, biological process: canonical Wnt signaling pathway; non-canonical Wnt signaling pathway. Lineage: Eukaryota; Metazoa; Chordata; Actinopteri; Cypriniformes; Cyprinidae. Gene Ontology annotation, molecular function: Wnt receptor activity; Wnt-protein binding. The record is from RefSeq and is a predicted model, not a curated record. Gene Ontology annotation, cellular component: plasma membrane.